GAAGAAGCAAAUAGCAAAGGUUUCUUCUUCCUUAAACCCUAAACAGGCUUUACUAUGUCACUCUCUCUAUGUUUAUAGAUCUCUGUCUGUACAAAAUUCAAAUGCACUGAGGUUUGACCUUGUCCGACCUUUCUUUACAAACCCUUUUCAGCGAUUCCAACAUCCAUGGCUCACAUUUCUGUAUCUAAACUUCACUUCACCCAUUACAGGGUUCUUUCCAGUUCUUCAAUUUCGAAACCAACUGCUCUCAAUUCACUUCAUUUCUUUAGCUCCACUCAAGAACCCAUCUCCCCGGCUACUCAAAAUGAAAGCCCCAAUGAUCCACCCGCCAGUUCUAAUGCGGCACUGCCUCAGACAGCGGAAUCUGCGGCUGUCAAUGGCGUCCAGCAAGUUAAGGGAAGAAUCCCUAGAGGUAGGCCUCGUAACACUGAAAAGUUAGAAGAUCUUAUUUGUAGAAUGAUGGCAAGUCGUGAAUGGACUACGCGUUUACAGAACUCGAUUCGUUCGUUGGUUCCUCAAUUUGAUCACUGCCUUGUUUAUAAUGUGUUACAUGCUGCUAAGAAGUCGGAACAUGCCCUCAAUUUCUUCCGGUGGGUGGAGCGAGCUGGAUUAUUUCAGCAUGAUCGCGAAACCCAUUUGAAAAUAAUUGAGAUUCUGGGUGGGGCUUCAAAGCUUAAUCAUGCCCGUUGUAUACUUCUUGAUAUGCCCAAUAAGGGGGUUGAAUGGGAUGAAGACUUAUUCGUUGUAUUGAUUGAUAGCUAUGGUAAAGCUGGGAUAGUUCAGGAGGCUGUGAAAAUUUUUCGAAAGAUGAAAGAAUUGGGUGUUGAGAGGAGUAAUAAAUCUUAUGAUGCUUUGUUUAAGGUGAUUUUGAGGAGGGGGCGGUAUAUGAUGGCCAAGAGGUACUUUAAUGCUAUGUUGAAUGAAGGAUUAGAACCGACUCGCCAUACCUAUAAUGUGAUGCUUUGGGGUUUCUUUUUGUCGUUGAGGCUUGAGACAGCCAAGAGGUUUUAUGAAGACAUGAAGAGUAGAGGUAUUUCGCCCGAUGUUGUUACAUAUAACACUAUGAUUAAUGGAUAUUGUCGGUUCAAAAUGAUGGAGGAGGCAGAGCAAUUCUUUACUGAGAUGAAGGGUAAGAAUAUUGCACCAACAGUGAUAAGCUAUACCACUAUGAUCAAAGGUUAUGUCUCCGUUGGUCGAGUAGAUGAUGGAUUGAGAUUGUUUGAAGAGAUGAAGGCUGCUGGUGAGAAGCCGAAUGAUAUUACUUAUUCGACUCUCCUGCCUGGUCUUUGUGAUGCAGAGAAAUUGCCUGAAGCUCGAAAAAUUUUGACAGAAAUGGUGGCUAGGUAUAUUGCUCCGAAGGACAAUUCAAUUUUCAUGAGGUUGUUAUCUUGCCAGUGCAAGCAUGGUGAUUUGGAUGCUGCUAUGCAUGUGCUGAAAGCAAUGCUUCGACUAAGCAUUCCAACUGAGGCUGGACAUUACGGUAUUCUGAUUGAGAACUGUUGCAAAGCUGGGAUGUAUGAUAAGGCAGUUAAGUUGCUUGACCAGCUUGUAGAAAAAGAAAUCAUAUUGAAGCCACAAAGUACUUUGGAAAUGGAGGCUAGUGCAUAUAAUCUUAUAAUUCAGUACCUGUGCAACCACGGGCAGACUGGAAAAGCUGAAAUAUUUUUCCGACAGUUGUUGAAGAAGGGUAUUCAGGAUGAGGUUGCGUUUAACAAUUUAAUCCGUGGCCAUGCCAAAGAAGGGAAUCCUGAAUUUGCAUUUGAAAUGUUGAAAAUCAUGGGUAGGAGAGGUGUGUCAAGGGACGCAGAAUCUUACAAGUUGCUAAUCAAGAGUUACUUGAGUAAAGGUGAACCAGCUGAUGCUAAAACAGCUUUGGAUAGCAUGAUUGAAAAUGGGCACUCUCCUGACUCGGCAUUGUUUAGAUCAGUGAUGGAAAGUCUAUUUGCAGACGGGAGGGUGCAGACUGCAAGCCGAGUGAUGAAUAGUAUGUUGGAUAAAGGAAUAACAGAAAACUUAGACUUGGUUGCCAAAAUCCUUGAAGCCCUUUUCAUGAGAGGUCAUGAUGAAGAAGGGUUGGGACGAAUCAAUUUGCUAAUGAAUUGCAAUUGCCCACCUGAUUUUGACAGUCUUUUAUCUGUUCUUUGUGAAAAGGGGAAGACAAUUGCUGCCUUCAAGCUUUUAAAUUUUGGAUUGGAAAGAGAAUGCAACAUACAGUUCUCGAGUUAUGAGAAGGUACUAGAUGCUCUGAUGGGAGCAGGAAAGACGCUUAACGCAUACGCAAUUCUAUGCAAGAUAAUGGAGAAAGGAGGGGCCAAGGAUUGGAGCAGCUGUGAUGAUUUGAUCAAAACCCUGAAUCAAGAAGGGAACACAAAGCAAGCGGACAUUCUCUCAAGAAUGGUAAAGGGUGGAGACAGAAAACGGAGUAAGAAAUCUUCUCUAGCUGCUUGACUAAUCAAUUCCUCCCCUGUUUUUCCACCAUUUUCUCCUUUGAAAUGAUAUUUCAUGCUCCAAGCCCUGAAUAACACUUGGGUUGUUAUUUGAUCCAAUAUACUCAAAUUGUAGCUUUAAUUUUUGUAGUGUUAUUUUUUUUUCCUCCC
Messenger RNA from Cucumis melo (muskmelon), 2597 nucleotides. Its product is annotated as pentatricopeptide repeat-containing protein At2g37230. Gene Ontology annotation, molecular function: protein binding. The transcript has a single exon. Lineage: Eukaryota; Viridiplantae; Streptophyta; Magnoliopsida; Cucurbitales; Cucurbitaceae. The coding region runs from base 166 to 2448 and encodes 760 amino acids. The record is from RefSeq and is a predicted model, not a curated record.